This is a messenger RNA of Vanderwaltozyma polyspora DSM 70294, 2847 nucleotides long. RefSeq names its product Nud1p (gene NUD1). Lineage: Eukaryota; Fungi; Ascomycota; Saccharomycetes; Saccharomycetales; Saccharomycetaceae. The record is from RefSeq and is a predicted model, not a curated record. The coding region runs from base 1 to 2847 and encodes 948 amino acids. The transcript has a single exon. Gene Ontology annotation, molecular function: protein binding.
AUGUCAUCAGUGGUGCACGAAAGUGGUACUGACGAUGAUUCUCCUUCUAAAGUUUUGGCUGAGGAUUUGAGAGAGUUCCAUAUUAGUUCACCUUUGGAAAAUGUCAAAGUUAAGAAAUAUGAUUUCGAAACUACUGUCGAGGAGAUUGACGAUGGCGAGUCUUCAACGACGCAGGAAACUGUAGAGGCCCCUAGAGGAGGCAAGAAAAAUUUCAAACAAUAUCUUCCCAAUCAUGAGUUUUCUGAUUCGAAGUUUAUCACGAGAAUUGAAGAUCCAGGCAACGAUUCUUCGGUGGUUGGGGAUCAUAGCAAUGUUAUAGAUGGAUCCUUGAUACUGAGAAGCAAAAAUGGUAGCAGCGGAAAUGGGUACUUGAAGAAAUUAGAAGAUUGGUCCUUAGAUGACGAAGGAACGGUGCAAAGAAAAAUUGGUACUAAAAAUGAAUCAAAUAAAGAAAAUUAUGACCCGCCACAAUGGAAACAUCAUUUGUUAUUAAAUGGUAACAUAGAUAAUAAUAAUAGUGGUAAUAACAAUAAGCUUUCAAAUUUAAAGGCAAAAGAUCCAGAAUCUGAUCUUAUUGUAACAACUUCCUUCAGUGAUAUUUCAGGAAUUCCUACUAAUACAUUCAAAAACCAUAAUAGUAAUAAGAGUAAUAGAAUGGAUUCGGGAAAAAAGUCUUUAAUGGAAGCACCAAUUGGGGUUCGAAAUGAAAACAAAAUUUUGAAAUACGAAUUCAAUGAAGAAAUUAUGCAACAUGAUAUAUCUGAAGAUUUUGCUGAUGACCCUGCUGCUUUCGCGAACAACGUUUUUGAUAAUAUGAUGAAGAAACAAAGAUCAAUGCAUCAGCUCCCAAAUGUCAGUGGCAUUAAAGGAACAGAAGAAAGUGACGAAAAUCUAGACGAAGGCUAUAGCACAGAUCCUGUUAGAGCCGCUCACGAUGUCUUUAAUGGGAUCAUCAAGAAAAAUAAAAGACACAGCUAUGAGUUUCAGACAGUAAAGAGCAAAGGUCCUCGUCGUAAAAUCAGUAACACAACGACUACAACAAAUACGUCUAUUAAUAGUAACUUCAAGAUUAAAUCCUUAGAUACUGAGCCCAAGAAAAAGUUAGAAGAAUUCGAAAGCGAUUCAUCUUAUUUGGGGGAUACACCUUCACUAAUGUCAUCCCCUGUUUUACAGAGGUAUAGUGAAACUAAUUCAAAGUACGAAUUUAAACUAAAUCAAGAACUCGCAAAUAAGAAAAAAAUGACUAACAAUGUGCCAUUAAUUAAACCAGAAGCAUUGGGUUUGGUGUUCAAUCAAGGAACUGGUGUUUGGGAAAAACCUAACAAAACAUUUUCUUCACAAGAUAUAUCAAGUAGUCGAACAGUUGAUAAUAUAACUACGACAAAUAACAGCGAUAUCACAGUAGAAGAACAAUCUGAGAUUUCAGAAAGAGAAAAACAUAAGGCAGAACCAUUAGCAAAUUAUACUGGUAUGGAUCUUUCAAGUUUAGAUGACACACCUAUUGACACACCAAAGAUAAAUCCAAAAUUUUUACUUCGAAGAAAUGAAAAUGAUCGAACUAAGAAGUUAGAUUCGAUUCUCCCAAGCUCUUCUGUGAAUAAUUAUGAAGGAAAUAAAGAUUCUAAACAUCAAAGUCAUGGGGAUAUAACUAGAAUUUCACAAGUUUUCGAUUCAUCAUUUUAUCAAAAUAAACAAAAGUUAAUUUCAGUUUUAACCGAUGUGAUAACAUUAUAUCAAGAUAAAAAGGAAACACAAUGGGAAAAGAUAGAUGCCAUUGAUCUUGCAAAUCAAAACUUGGUAAGUCUAGUUGGUAUGAAUGAAUUGUUGCCCAACUUAGAAGAGAUCGAUUUGAAGAAUAAUGAGAUCAAUUCGCUUAGUGGAUUACCAAGCGGUAUAAUAAUUCUUAAUAUGAGCGAGAAUAAGCUGAGUAACAAUUUUAUUUCUUUAGAAAAUUAUCAAGAAUUAGAAGAUAUUGAUCUGAGUAGCAAUGCAUUGAAAUUUAAUUUGAAUUUUUUAUCUCAUAAUAAGCAUUUAAAGAAGGUGAACUUGAGGUACAAUGGAGUUGAGUCUUUAAAUGGAUUGGGAAAUUCUCGGUUGAUAUCCCUUGAUCUACGAGACAAUUCAAUUGAAGGGGAAUUAGAUUUUAAUAAGAUCAUUAACAGCGAAAAUAUUAAAUGUUGGGAAAGUAUUCAAGAAUUAAGAUUAGAUGGCAAUGAGAUAACAAGGAUUUGUAAUAUCUACCGAUUGAGAAACUUGAAAAAGAUAACAUUACUUAAUAAUCCGAUAGUGGAAUUUGAUAUUGGCAAAGAUACACUGCCUCAAUUAGAAGAGUUUGAAAUUAAUAAAAAUGACGUUUUGAACGUACGAUGCAAGAAAAAAAUAUUCCCUUUCCCCAGCAUACGAAAGUUAAAAAUUGGAUGGUUGAAUCUUAAUAAUAUGAUUGUAGAGGAAAAGCAAAAUAUACCUUUUACACUAGAAGAGAUUGAAAUUAUUGGCAAUACCGAAAUGGGAAAUGAGAAAAAUGAUAAGAAUAUUGAAGGAAUCAAAGAGGUCAUAAUGAGUUUACCAGUUGGUACAAGUAAAUUAGCAAUUGAAAAUAUCAAUCUAAAAGGUAAACUUAUUGAACAUGCGGAAGAAAAAUUACCAAUAUUGCAAGAAAUCAAUUUUAAUAGAUGUGGCAUUACAAGCCUUUACGAGUUAAUGUUAUUUUUACCAAACUUAAGCAUAACCAAACUAACAUUAAUUGACAACCCAUUAGUAAGCAACUGUAACCGACAGGAGACACAAGAAAUGGAGCAAAUAAUUAAGAAAGCAUGUCCAAAUUUGCAAGAUCUAACACUAAAUUAA